UAAAAUUAUUUUCACAAAUUAAAAUUAAAAUUUUUUCCGUCUUCGCAUUAUAUGCGCCAUCUUGUUCUCGAAUUUCAUUAUUUGUCAAAUUGACACCACAUGUGACAGCCAUAUGUUCUGUGUGUGUGUGUGUGUGUGUGCAUAGGACACGUAUAUUUUCAUUUACAAGCUGUCAAAAUUUUAUAAAUUCAUUGUUGUUGGUUCGAAGCAGACAGUAAUUGGCAAUAUAUUUGAAAAAAAAUUCUUUAAGUGAAACUAAAUAAUUAAAUUAUAAGUCGCGUAAAAUAGUUAAAAUGGCUGACGCCAGUCAAUGGUACAAGCAAAUUCCGCGUUUCACACGCUACUGGCUGACAGCAACAGUUGCUUUGAGUUUAUUGUGCCGCUUCGAGAUUGUACCCUCACGUUGGAGUUAUUUGUCGCGUUACAAUGUUUGGAACCAAAUGCAAUUAUGGCGCUGCGUUACCAGUCUUUUUGUAUAUCCGCUAACACCGUCAACAGGAUUCCAUUUCCUGAUCAAUUGUUAUUUCAUCACACAAUAUGGUGCGCGCAUGGAGAAAGAUCAGUUUGGUCGUAGUCCUGCUGAUUAUUUGUAUUUACAAAUUAUAGUCGCAGCACUGGCUGUUGUUGGAGGAUUGCUAUUCAAUGUGCCAUUUUUAAUGGAUAUCAUAGUAGUAGCAAUAACUUACAUUUGGUGCCAAUUAAACAAGGAUGUUAUUGUUAAUUUCUGGUUUGGAACGCGUUUUAAGGCCAUAUACUUACCAUGGAUACUUGCUGCUAUGGAAUUAGUAUUUCAACAUAACUUUUCUUCGCUCAUCGGUAUUUUUAUUGGACAUUUUUAUUAUUUCUUCAAAUUUCAAUAUCCGCAAGAUUUGGGUGGACCUACAAUAUUGGACACUCCAAAUUUAAUUAAGCAAUAUGUGCCCGAUAUUAGUGGUGGCUACAGUGGUUUCGGUGCGCCGCCAGCAACGCGUGCUCAAGGUCAACGUCCAGCGGCGGGUAAUGCAGUGUUUGGAAAUUCGUGGGGUCGUGGAAACACAUUAGGGCAUUAAAUUUAUCUUGCUGAUAAUUUAAUUAGUUUUUAUUUAUUAAAAAAAAUUUUUUCCAAUGAAGAUGACUAGCAUCAAUGUAACUCCUUUUAGAUAUUAUACUCAAGUAAAUAUAUGAUUAUCAUUGUGUAAAAGGCACCUCAAACGGUGAAUAAUAGAGCAUUUUUUUAAAUGAAUUUUACUUAUAGCCUGUUCGUACUAGAAGGUUUUAAGACACGCUUUACGUGCGUUUUGCAAUGAAAUGUCAUGGCCUAUUCAAACUAGCUGCAGCUUACUGCUUGAAAACUGUUUCUAAUGGAAGAUAGAAAGACUAUGAUAAUAACUCGAAAAUAGUUGCCUUACUUCAACUGAUACAUAUACAUAUGCAUUAUGGUUUCAUACGAUAACGGCUGAAUUAGUUGUCAUAGACACAGACGAACUUAGAAAAUAUAAACGACAAAACGGAGGAAAAGUGAUUAGCUAUGACAGAGUAGACAAACCAAGACAAUUAAAAAAAAAACUCAAACAACACAAGUUUAAUCCGAUCACCAAAUACUGCACACACACACACACACACACACGAAAAUACAAUGCAAUUGCUAAAUGUUUGUUUCCGCUGAUACAAGAUUCACGUCGGAAGCCAAAACUUAAUUAAAUUUUUAUAUUUCCGUGUUUUCCAUAAGCUGGAGCGGGUCCAUUCAUUUCUUAUAGCACGACUUAUUCAGCCUUAACACAAAACAGAAUUUCACAAUUAAAGAUAUUUUCAAUCGUCAAGCUACUACUAGUGUCAACAGGGGCUUUGACUCUAUACAAGUUCUUGUUCAUACAGUAACGUCAGUUUUGAAGGAACACUCAUUAAUUGCAGCGCUUAAAAAAAGUCACUAAACCACGCGAUUUAUGAGCGUUUUGAUUACAUUUUAAAGUACACAUAAGCUCAUCAUUUCAGUGUGAACAGGCACAAUUGCAAAACGCUCGUGAAACGCUGGAUUGAAAGCACGCAAUGUAAACAAGACCUUAUCAUUAGAAACUAAAAUAUCACUAAGAAAUAUUGUAAAUAAGCUAAUGUACUGAACUUUAAUUAAUAAUAUUAACCUAAUAUUACAUUUACACUGAAAUUUUUACACAGAAAUACGUUCACAUAUUGGUAUACCACAUCUCAUUAGUACAAACGAUAUAUUUUGUACAAAUGGGCGGCGAAUGAGAAUGGAUGUACCGUACACUACUUAUAUAAAAAGCUGUUUUAUAGCUUGUUUUGAUACUCUGACAG
Molecule: messenger RNA, 2292 nt
Organism: Teleopsis dalmanni
Lineage: Eukaryota; Metazoa; Arthropoda; Insecta; Diptera; Diopsidae
Gene: Der-1
Product: derlin-1
Exons: 3
Coding region: 294-1049 (251 amino acids)
Biological process (GO): endoplasmic reticulum unfolded protein response
Cellular component (GO): endoplasmic reticulum membrane; Hrd1p ubiquitin ligase ERAD-L complex
Molecular function (GO): ubiquitin-specific protease binding; misfolded protein binding
Source: RefSeq, a predicted model, not a curated record